AUGGCAAUUCAAGAUGAGCAUGAAAGAAUGAUGUUACUCUACAAUGAAUUUGUAAAAGACAACGUAGUUAGUACAGAAGAUCGUGCAGUUAAUCAAUAUACUGAAACUUUAUGGCAGCUUAUUGAAGAUUUUACUACUGCAUUCGGUUAUCCUGAUCCUACUCAGCAUUAUCUUUUUAAACAUGCACAAGAAAUAAACCAAAAUAGUUAUAUUCGAAUGUUUAAUUUUUACAGAAACAGUCUUGUUCGAUUAUAUAAUAUUUUGAAUGAAGAAAUUUACAAAACUAAAAAAGAAAUUGCAAAAGAAAGACGAACCAAAGAUUUAGUUAAUGUUUCAGCUAAAAAAUAUUUAUUAGCUAUAAAAGAUUAA
Molecule: messenger RNA, 369 nt
Organism: Cetraspora pellucida
Lineage: Eukaryota; Fungi; Glomeromycota; Glomeromycetes; Diversisporales; Gigasporaceae
Source: the annotation of a GenBank genome assembly